CUGGUCGUAAACUUCUUCACUCCUAUCGAUCCGACAGAUCUCAAGCGUCUGUCACUUCCGGCCUCUUAUAUAUCAAUGAGCGCCCGAUCUGUCGAUCAGAAGACACAUGAAGUUCAGGCAUAUCUGCACAUCACUGGAGAGUGUGUUUCAAACAAUGGCAACCAAGUGAUUGAAUGGGAUGUAAGCCAAGUGAAGGGCAAAACAAAUCUAAUUAACGGCAACUUUAAACUCAAAAAGCAGAAACAGUUUCAGGAAAAUAAAGAUUUCCCCGAAUGGGGAACCAUUAAAUUCUUCACCGACUCGAACACCACUUAUGAGGCCAAUGGUUGGGGUGCAAUGCGCACAAAGUUUGUAAAAACGGGUCGACUCGACAAUACUGUGGACAGGAAUUACAGCAAAGUGUCGGACAAUUGGCCGGCCAUUGGGUUCGCGCGGACACUGACCGCCGGCGCCACUCAUACGGCGGCAAACACUGUGUAUUACGGCGUCGCUCACGUCAGACGACCGGCCAUUGAGUACACGGACUCACAUCUGAACCAAUUAUGGGAAAGUUAUUUCAAUGGAGACGACAAACAGAUGAUUGACUUCUUCUAUGAGGACAGAGAAGACGCCCUCCGGAGGGCCACAGCUUUGGACAAACGUAUUGUGACCGACGCUCAGGCGGUCGGCGGCGAGAGUUAUGUGAAGGUUGUGUCCGCAGCCCUCAGACAGGCUUAUGGAGGGUUGGAAACGGUUGGCACAGUUGACAAGCCAUGGAUAAUGUUGAAGGAGAUACCUAGUCGUACGUGUCAGACAGUGGAUGUGCUUUACGCCCACUUUCCCGUCCACUUAUAUCUGAAUCCAACGCUUUUGCAAUACCUUUUGGGGCCAUUGCUUGACUAUCAAGAGAGGGGUUUAUUCCCGAAGAAGUAUAGUUUGCAUAAUUUGGGUAAACAUUACCCCCAAUGCGGGGGACAAGAGGGACACGAUUGGGAUAUGGAGGUGGAGGAAAGCGCCGGUAUGUUGAUCAUGAUGUCAGCCUAUGUCAGGGCAACCAAUGAUACAAAGUUUGCCAAAAAGCACUACAAAAUUGCCAAUCAAUGGACACAGUAUUUGGUCGAUCACGGGUUGAUCACAGGAGAGGCCAGGAAUGCGGACGUCUUUUUAGGUAAUGUUAAAAACUCAACAAACCUUUCGCUUAAAGCCAUUGUAGGUAUCGGAGCGAUGGCACAGUUGGCUGAAGUGACCGGCAAUGAGGCGGACAAACAACAGUACAGACAGACGGCCGAAAAAUACAUCACCGAAUGGAUGCGUUUAGCUGAAGACGCAUCCAAUAAAUACCUGAAAUUGAAUUACAAUACGGACAACACGUGGUCUAUGAUGUAUAACCUAUUCGCCGACGUACUGUUGGACACCAAACUAGUGCCCGAUUGGAUAUACACACAACAGGACGAGUGGUACCAACAGGUGAUGAAUUACUACGGCCUGCCAUUAAGGGGCGAUACGGCAGACACGAGGUUUGAUUGGUCUAUGUUUACGGCGGCCGCCGCUGGAAAUACACGACUUCGGCGAACACUGUUUGAUCGGACGGCCAAAUGGUUGCGGGAAACGCCGUCGCGUCAGCCCUUUACCGACAUCGCGAACACACUUAACGGUGGUUCGCAUUUUCACAACAGCCAAGUGAUUGGCGGUGUAUUCGCCCCUUUAAUUGGGCGCCACAUAUAACUAAUUUUUUU
Molecule: messenger RNA, 1715 nt
Organism: Medioppia subpectinata
Lineage: Eukaryota; Metazoa; Arthropoda; Arachnida; Sarcoptiformes; Oppiidae
Source: the annotation of a GenBank genome assembly